AUGCAUUAUUAUAAACGAAUGCACCAGGUGAACACAAGGAGCACCCGCCUCAGCCCCUUGUUCAGAGGGAACAUCGAGACCUCAAACUUGUGGUCCACCUCAGACCCCUCCCUCCCCUCCUUGCUGGGGGAUGACCUCUUCUAUGUGUCGGACCUGAGCUCACAGAAGUGGAAAGACACUGUCGGCCGCCAUGUUGCGUCUUCCCUGCCACAGCAGGAGGUUGACCACCAGGAAGCUAUCAAUGAGCUGUUUGUGAUGGAAGCCACUCACCUGCGGCUUCUGCGUGUCCUGACUGUCUUCUUCUAUCAGCGCAUGUUUAGGGAGAAACUUCUUUCGCGGGAGGAGCUGGCCCUCCUCUUCCCCAACCUCCCAGAGCUGCUGAAGAUUCACAGUUCUCUGUCAGAAUCGAUGAAAACACUUCAAGAACAAGGGCCCAUCAUCCAUGAGAUUGGACACUUCAUGCUUUCCCAGUUUGGUGGGCCUGCACGCGAAGAGAUCCAGCAGGCGGUCACUGACUUCUGCGUGAACCAGUCCAAGGCCCUGGAGCUGAUCGAGACCAAGCUGCAGAAGGACACUCGAUUCCGGCUCAUCAUUCAGGAAGCAGAGAGCAACUACCAGUGCCGCCACCAUCAACUGAAAGAUCUCAUUCUCUCUGAAAUGCAGCAGCUGACAAACUACCCUUUGCUGCUGGAUAAUAUUAUCAAACACACUGAUGGACAGUCCUCAGAGCACCAGAAGCUGUGCCAGGCUCGGGACCAAUGCCGAGAAAUCCUUCAGUGUGUGAAAGAGAUUGUGAAGAAGGCCGAAAACCAUCAUCGCCUGGAGACCUAUCAGAUGUGUUUGGACACCACCUCGCUGCAGUGGACCACCAAUGCACAGGCAGCAGAGUUCAAGAAUAUUGACCUCCGGAGUCAGUGCCUGAUCCACGAGGGCCCCUUGCGCUGGCGCCUGAGCAAAGACAAGACUGUGGAUUUGCACGUGUUGCUACUGGAAAAUCUCCUGCUGCUCCUGCAGCGGAAGGAUGAGAGACUCGUUCUCAAGUGCCACAGGAAGAGGGUGUGGGGCUCCUCAGGCACUUGGCAAACGAUCAGCCCCAUCCUCAAGCUGAAUGUGGUGCUGAUCCGCUCCGUGGCCACAGAUCCGCGAGCUGUCUUUGUCAUUUGCACAUCGGAAUUGGUACCCUAUCUGUAUGAGCUCGUUGCCUCAACACCUUCAGAAAAAAAUAUGUGGAUGGAACUUCUGGAAGAGGCAGUAAGGCGCGCCAAGGGAAAUGCCACCUUGCCCUCAGGGAGUCUGAGAUAA
Messenger RNA from Zootoca vivipara (common lizard), 1302 nucleotides. RefSeq names its product rho guanine nucleotide exchange factor 11-like. Gene Ontology annotation, cellular component: cytoplasm. Lineage: Eukaryota; Metazoa; Chordata; Lepidosauria; Squamata; Lacertidae. The record is from RefSeq and is a predicted model, not a curated record. Gene Ontology annotation, molecular function: G protein-coupled receptor binding; guanyl-nucleotide exchange factor activity. Gene Ontology annotation, biological process: G protein-coupled receptor signaling pathway.